This is a messenger RNA of Hyposmocoma kahamanoa, 1692 nucleotides long. It is a transcript of the gene Tub2, whose product is annotated as tubulin beta-1 chain. The coding region runs from base 91 to 1434 and encodes 447 amino acids. The record is from RefSeq and is a predicted model, not a curated record. The transcript is spliced from 2 exons. Gene Ontology annotation, biological process: mitotic cell cycle; microtubule cytoskeleton organization. Gene Ontology annotation, cellular component: cytoplasm; microtubule. Lineage: Eukaryota; Metazoa; Arthropoda; Insecta; Lepidoptera; Cosmopterigidae. Gene Ontology annotation, molecular function: GTP binding; GTPase activity; structural constituent of cytoskeleton.
AUUCUUCAAGCAACCACCGAAAGUACGUGGUGCGUGCGGAGCAGAAAAAUUUAAUAGUGUUAAGUAAUUUAUUAAGUUUACAUUCACAAAAUGAGGGAAAUCGUGCAUAUUCAAGCUGGACAGUGCGGCAACCAGAUCGGAGCUAAGUUCUGGGAGAUCAUCUCUGAUGAACACGGCAUUGAUCCCACCGGCGCCUACCAUGGCGACUCUGACUUGCAGCUGGAGCGCAUCAACGUCUACUACAAUGAGGCCUCCGGCGGCAAAUACGUCCCCAGAGCCAUCCUUGUGGACCUCGAGCCAGGCACCAUGGACUCUGUCCGCUCGGGACCCUUCGGACAGAUUUUCCGCCCCGACAAUUUUGUCUUCGGACAAUCUGGAGCCGGUAACAACUGGGCUAAGGGGCACUACACCGAGGGCGCCGAACUAGUCGAUUCAGUCUUAGAUGUUGUUCGCAAGGAGGCAGAGUCAUGCGAUUGCCUCCAGGGAUUCCAACUCACACACUCGCUCGGUGGCGGCACCGGAUCCGGCAUGGGCACACUUCUCAUUUCUAAAAUCAGAGAGGAGUACCCCGACAGAAUUAUGAACACAUACUCCGUUGUACCCUCCCCCAAAGUAUCAGACACAGUAGUCGAACCUUACAAUGCCACACUCUCAGUCCAUCAGCUAGUCGAAAACACCGAUGAAACCUAUUGUAUUGACAACGAGGCUUUAUACGACAUCUGCUUCCGCACGCUCAAAUUAUCCACACCCACGUACGGCGACCUGAACCACCUCGUGUCGCUCACUAUGUCCGGCGUCACUACCUGCCUGCGAUUCCCCGGUCAACUGAAUGCGGAUCUCCGUAAACUGGCCGUCAACAUGGUUCCCUUCCCGCGACUUCACUUCUUCAUGCCCGGUUUCGCGCCACUCACAUCCCGCGGCAGCCAGCAGUACCGUGCACUCACCGUACCCGAACUCACCCAGCAGAUGUUCGACGCCAAGAACAUGAUGGCAGCAUGCGACCCGCGCCACGGCCGCUACCUGACCGUUGCCGCCAUCUUCCGUGGUCGCAUGUCCAUGAAGGAGGUCGACGAACAGAUGCUUAACAUCCAAAACAAGAACUCCUCUUACUUUGUGGAAUGGAUUCCGAACAACGUGAAGACCGCCGUGUGCGAUAUCCCGCCGCGUGGCCUCAAGAUGGCCGCCACCUUCAUCGGCAACUCUACUGCUAUCCAGGAGCUGUUCAAGCGCAUCUCAGAACAGUUCACCGCUAUGUUCAGGCGCAAGGCUUUCUUGCAUUGGUACACCGGCGAGGGCAUGGACGAGAUGGAGUUCACCGAGGCCGAAAGCAACAUGAACGACUUGGUAUCCGAGUACCAGCAGUACCAGGAGGCCACCGCCGACGAGGAUGCGGAGUUCGAUGAGGAGCAAGAGCAAGAAAUCGAGGACAAUUAACCACCCAAAUUUAUCUCUGACGUCACACUGACCAACGCGUCCUGGCUCUCAGGUCGCCAGCAUUUAGCUUCUUAGUACUUUGUUACAUAAAAAUUUCUGACAUAAUUGCGUUUCAAACCCCUGGGCGGCCCAUAGACGUUGAUGUUCGGUAGCAUGAAUUGCGUUUACAUUCCCAGUGUUUUCCUUGAGAAGGGCGCUCUCGGAUGUUUAUUGGCAUAAACAGACCAUCACAAGACGCGCGAUCCCUUCGACCGACCA